AAGCUAUUUGAUUGAUCUUUAAGUAUCGAGCAUCGUUAUGGGACAGGGACCCUCGCAGCCAAAGAUCACAGCUCAGGAUAGAGCGAUAUUUCAGCUUAAGCAACAGCGAGACAAACUCAAACAAUACCAGCGGAAGCUAAAUAGCAUAGUUGAACGUCAAAAGAGUUUAGCCAAAGAAGCAGUAAAUAAUAAGCAACCGGAGAAGGCUAAAUUCUAUUUACGAUCCAAGAAACAACAGGAGUCGACUAUUCUUAAGACUUAUGACCAGCUAGAUAAUUUGGAAAGCUUAAUUGGUACCAUUGAAUUUAAAUUAAUCGAAAAGGAUGUUCUUUACGGAUUACAAGAAGGUAAUAAAGUAUUAUCUAAAUUGAACUCAGAAAUGAGUGCCGAUAAAAUUGAUAAGCUUUUGGAUGACGUUGAAGAUGAACGCUUGAAAGUAGAUGACGUUCUGAACAUGUUAGGAAUGGGUGCAGGGCUUAGUAAUAGUGAAGAACAUGAAGUUGAUGAGGAAUUUGAAAGAUUACAGAAAGAAGCAGAAGAUAAAUUUGAUAUUAAGUUACCUGACGUACCUAAACACGAGAAUAUCAAUUUACCUGAAGUACCUAAAGAAAGAAUCGAAAGUCCACCAAUUGAACAAGCCCGUGAACAAGCCCGUGAACAAGCCCGUGAACAAGCCCGUGAACAAGAACGUGAACAAGACCGGGAAACCGAUCGUCAAACUCAUGAACCAUUAGCUGCUUGAGCUAUAGAUAAUCCUUUUAAUUCUACAUCCCUUGUACAUUAACAAAUCACUUUUCUUU
This is a messenger RNA of Hyphopichia burtonii NRRL Y-1933, 800 nucleotides long. RefSeq names its product ESCRT-III subunit protein (gene VPS20). The record is from RefSeq and is a predicted model, not a curated record. The transcript has a single exon. Lineage: Eukaryota; Fungi; Ascomycota; Pichiomycetes; Serinales; Debaryomycetaceae. Gene Ontology annotation, biological process: vesicle budding from membrane; late endosome to vacuole transport via multivesicular body sorting pathway. Gene Ontology annotation, cellular component: multivesicular body; ESCRT III complex. Bases 38 to 742 code for a protein of 234 amino acids.